Diplodia corticola is the source of this 1359-nucleotide messenger RNA. Its product is annotated as glycoside hydrolase family 71 protein. The transcript is spliced from 3 exons. Bases 1 to 1359 code for a protein of 452 amino acids. Lineage: Eukaryota; Fungi; Ascomycota; Dothideomycetes; Botryosphaeriales; Botryosphaeriaceae. The record is from RefSeq and is a predicted model, not a curated record. Gene Ontology annotation, molecular function: glucan endo-1,3-alpha-glucosidase activity.
AUGCGUUUCUCCAGCUCUCUCGCCGCCUUCGCCGGCGCCUCGCUGAGCUUGAUCUCUGCCGUCAAUGCCGAGACCAAGGGUGUCUUCGCCCACUACAUGGUGUGCGGUCUCUCGUCGGUCGAGCAGGCCCAAACGGACGUCCGUGACGCAAAGAACCUGGGCGUGGAUGCCUUCGCGCUCAACGUCCAGAAUGUCGUCGACUCUUGGGCUACCAGCGCCAUCGACUACCUCUUCCAAGCUGCCGCCGAGAAUGACUUCCACCUGUUCUUCUCCUUCGACAUGGCCGUGUUGAACGAGCAGGACCCCGGCUCCUUCCUGCCCAUCUUCGAGCAGUACGCCGCCAACGACUCGUACUACAAGCAUGAUGACAAGCCGUUCGUCACCACCUUCAACGGCGGCAUCAUGUCCAACGGUGGCGAGUGGACCAGGAAGCUCCGUGAAGGCAUCGAGGCCGAUGGCUUCACUCCCUACUUCAUCUCCGACUUUGGUCUGUACAGCAGCGAGAGCGCCUCUGCCAGCGAGAGCCUUCUGGGUUCGCUGCAGACCUACUCUGCCGUCGACGGUGUCUUCAGCUGGGAGACGGCCUGGCCUGCGCAGGAUGAUGGCAUCUCCAGCAUCCUCAGCUCCGUGACCGACAAGAUCAGCCUUGAUGCCGCUCACGCCACCGGAAAAUCGUACCUUAUGCCCCUCUCCUCUCACCAGUUCAAGCACAUUGACGGCCUCGGCAACUGGUACCGCCGCGGCGAGCUCACCCUUCCCAACCGCAUGACGCAAAUCCUCGACCUCGAGCCCGAAUUCGUCAUGCUCCUGACGUGGAACGACGCGGGCGAGUCGCACUACAUCGGCAACGUGUGGUCCGAGUCCAUCUCGACCAGCGAGGCGACGCAGAAGUACGUCGACAAGUUCGACCACUCGGGCUGGCAGGACAUCAUCUCGCCCUUCAUCGCGGCGUACAAGAACAGCGCCAAGACGGCCGCCGACAUCGUGCCCGCCAACGGCAACUUCACCGGCGCCAUGUGGUACCGCCCGCUGCUCAAGGAUGCUUCCUGCAGCGGCGAUUACCUUGGCAAGCCUGUGGGCUGGGAGAACGCGCAGGACACCGUCAACUUCGCCAUCACGCUGCCCGCCGACACCGAGGGCGUCAAGAUCAACGUGUACAGCAACGACCAGCUGCUCGAGUCGUUCGACGGCAAGGCGGGUCUCAACGCCGAGGCCGUCUUGGGAAUGACGACGGGCAAGCAGCGCGUGGAGCUGGUCGGCGCCGACGGCUCCGUCUUGGGUGCCGGUCUCAGCCAGGAGGAUGUCGCGGCUGACGCAGAUUUCUGCAACUUCAACUACCACGUCGUUCACGUCGCGUAA